This is a messenger RNA of Caenorhabditis elegans, 1097 nucleotides long. It is a transcript of the gene natc-2, whose product is annotated as N-terminal methionine N(alpha)-acetyltransferase NatC. The record is from RefSeq and is marked reviewed. The transcript is spliced from 4 exons. Bases 27 to 863 code for a protein of 278 amino acids. Lineage: Eukaryota; Metazoa; Nematoda; Chromadorea; Rhabditida; Rhabditidae. Gene Ontology annotation, cellular component: nucleus; cytoplasm; NatC complex. Gene Ontology annotation, molecular function: protein N-terminal-methionine acetyltransferase activity; acyltransferase activity, transferring groups other than amino-acyl groups; protein-N-terminal amino-acid acetyltransferase activity.
AAACCAAAUCCCGGUACUCUUUCAUUAUGGCAAUUGGCGUGCAGAAGAAGACGUCGACACCUCUGGACGUUGGAACCGAACAAGAACCCACCAAUCUCGAGAAGACAAUCGGCACAUUGAGACGAUGCCUUCAGAUUGCCGGAACAUCAAAUAAGCCCGGUAGCCGAAGUGCUAAGAAUUCGAUAAGCGAGGAAUCGAAUGACCUCACAAUGGAAGAAUCGGUGCCUGAAGCAUCGAAAUGGCCACACUGUCAGCACAUGAUCAGCCAGGAUGAGGCCCCACGCAACGAUGAACUUGCCAGCCCGAAUAUUCGAAUUGUUGCCUACAAAGAUGAAUCACAGAUCAACGAUAUUAUGCGCUUGAUCACCAAGGAUCUCAGUGAGCCCUACUCCAUCUACACCUACAGAUAUUUCCUCCACAAUUGGCCAGAAUAUUGUUUCCUGGCUUACGACCAGACCAACAACACCUACAUCGGAGCUGUUUUGUGCAAGUUGGAACUUGAUAUGUAUGGACGGUGCAAGGGUUAUCUUGCCAUGUUGGCUGUCGACGAGUCGUGCCGUCGUCUCGGAAUCGGAACUCGUCUUGUUCGUCGUGCUUUGGACGCUAUGCAAUCGAAAGGAUGUGAUGAGAUUGUUCUUGAAACAGAAGUUUCCAAUAAGAAUGCUCAGCGGCUUUACAGUAAUCUCGGAUUUAUUCGUCAGAAAAGACUUCUAAAAUAUUACCUGAACGGAGGUGACGCUUUCCGUCUGAAACUGAUCUUCACUUCCCGUCGUGUACGCUCUCUGAACAAUCAAGAAAACUAUCAGCCGCGGUGUCGGGUCAACGAGGAUGAUACUCCGGAUGAGGAGGAAGGAACUUAUUAAUUAUUAUUAUUUUGCGUUACUUGACGAAUUUUAUAAUUGUAGAAACGGAUAUUAUAUAGCACACAAAAAAUGUAUUCGUCAAGUAAUGUGCUCUUAUUUAAUACAUCCUAUUCAAUUGUAUAUUUUGUAUUGGUUGAUUUUUGCCAUCUUCUUUAGCCUACUAAAUGUUAUUGAUCGGUCACUUCAUUUUAUUACUUCACAUAGGAAAAAGAAACAUAAAGGAAAAAAGCUCAC